Molecule: messenger RNA, 2994 nt
Organism: Penaeus indicus
Lineage: Eukaryota; Metazoa; Arthropoda; Malacostraca; Decapoda; Penaeidae
Product: transient receptor potential cation channel subfamily A member 1-like
Exons: 21
Coding region: 1-2994 (997 amino acids)
Biological process (GO): transmembrane transport; monoatomic ion transport
Cellular component (GO): membrane
Molecular function (GO): protein binding; monoatomic ion channel activity
Source: RefSeq, a predicted model, not a curated record
AUGGUGACUAUUGUGUCUGACGCGCCUGUCUGUAUGAUGCUCGACAGUCCUUAUAAAGCACUGAAGGCGGCGGCUGCAGGGGACAUUGCAGAUCUGGAACGACUUUGCACGGCGGAACCGAAGAGCGUGGGCGUGAAAGACAAGCGAGGAUGGGCGGCUUUGCACCACGCCGCCCUCAACAACCGCCCAAUGUCUGUCGUUUUGCUGGCUCGAUACGGGGCGGACCUCAACGCGAGAGACAAAGAGGGAAGGACCGCUCUCCAUCUCGCGGCGCUGGGAGAUUCUUACGAGGCGAUGGAAGCUCUUGUCGACAGUGGUUGCAACUUGCAAUUGAAAGACGACGACAAUAACACUCCGUUGCAUUUGUCUGUCAUUCACAACAAGGUGAAGGCGGUCGGUAAACUGGUCAUGCAUUUGGACGAGUCAGGCAUUCUGCAAGGCGACCGGCAGGGGAGAACCGCUCUGCACUUAGCGGCAGAGCUCGGCCACGAAAUGUGUGCUCAGAUGUUGCUCGACCGAUACACCGGCCCGCCCACCCAGCGCUGCAACAACGGCUACCUCCCCAUCCACGUGGCCGCCCGCAACUCGUCCGUGGGCGUAGUGAGGCAUUUGAUCAAGUGGGCGGAAGAGAGGGCGUGCGAGAGGGAGAUGAUGGCGAUCCCGGAUUUGGACGGGAAUAUACCCCUCCACCAAGCUGUUCAAGGCAGGGCGAUUAAGGUGGUCGAGCAGUUCCUGAAGGUGGGCGCCCUGAUCUCGACCCAACAGCUCGAUCUGUCGACGCCCGUCCAUCUCGCGUGUUCCCAGGGCGCCCUUGACGUCGUGAAGCUGAUGUUCAAUUUACAGCCUCAGGAGACGGCGAGGGUUCUUGUGACCACGGACGCCCGAGGAAUGACUCCGCUUCACUGUGCCGCCAUGUUCAACCAUUAUGAACUCGUCGCUUUUAUUCUUGAACAGGGCGCCUCCAUCGACGCCACCGACAGGAAGGGCAGGUCGCCGCUCCUGCUGGCUGCUGCCCACGGCGGCUGGCUCACCAUAGGCGUGCUGCUCUCCCAUGGCGCUGACGUGACCUUGCGUGACCUGAAUGGCCGAAACCUGGUCCAUGUGGUUGUCAUGAAUGGGGAGAGUGUGUGCAAACUGUUGGCUCUUGUGCAGGAUAAGGAUAAGCAGAUGAAAUCAAAGCUCCUCUCUCUCCUGAACGAGAGAGACUCCAAGGGCUGGACGCCGCUGCACUACGCCUCGAAGGGGGGGCGGCUCUGCGCUCUCUACUUCCUGCUGAGUCUCGGCGCCUGCGUUAGGGUCAGGGACCAGCAGAACGAGAACCCGCUGCACUUCGCCGCUAAGUUAGGACGCUACAACACGGUGAAGAAACUCCUGGAAUCCGACGACGGCUUUUUCAUCCUCAAUCAGUGGAAUAAUGAAGGAAAAACUGCCCUGCACCUCGCGAGUCAAGCAGGUCACACUCGAGUGGUCCAGCUCCUCCUCAGCAAAGGGGCGCUCCUCCACCGCGACCACCAAGGGCGAACUCCACUCCACCUGGCGGCUGAAGGUGGCCACUCAAGAACCAUCACGGCGAUCCUGGCCAUCCACGGCCACACGCUCAACCAGAGGGAUAAGGAUGGGAACACCGCCCUGCACCUCGCCGUCCGCGCCAACAUGCCCGAGGUCGUGACUCACCUUCUCAACCUGGACUGCACGCUCGUCGAGAACAACAUGUCUUACAAACCGAUCGACUGCGCCAUCACCUUCAAGAUACAUGAGGCUGCCCUGGCGAUGGUGACGCAUCCGAGAGGGCCGAUCGAGGUUUUGCAACAGCCCAGCAAGAUCCACGGCCUCGUGUGUCUGGCGAUCAUCCGGAAUUUGCCGAAGGUGUUCGAGGUGGUCCUCACGCAGGCCAUCGUCAAGUCGGACAUCAAGGAGAACUCGAAGGAAUUUUACAUUCGCUACAGGUUCUACCCGUUGCAACUGAACCGCGAUCACCUAGAGCUGGAACGCUUGCAACAGAACGAUCCCAAGUGGCUGCCGAACCCGCUGAUGGCUUGCAAUGAGAUGGUGAAGUGCGGGCGGGUGGAGCUGCUCCUCCACCCCCUCACGCAGAAGUUCCUCGAGAUGAAGUGGGAAGCUUACGGCCGCUUCAUCCACAUGUUCAACCUGGCGCUGUACGUCGUGUUCCUCGGCCUCGUCACCUUCUUCGGCGUGGGGCUCCUGGCGACGCUGGACCCCGAGGCUUCUGCUUCUGUUGCCGAUGGUAAGGGCGUAUUCGACGACGCAGACGACGAUCGGAACGCGACGGAGGAAGCUCUCGACACCACACGGGGUUCCUCGGCCACGGGAGGACCUCGGACGGAUCUUAAGGACGACGACCCGACAUCGGAAGCUUCUCCAAGGAACUCGAUCGUCGCCUGGAUGUUCUCGCGGAAGGAGGGACAGAAAAAGAACAUAAACAUCACAAUGUCCACCUAUAUAACCAGCCUCUGCAUCAUGGUGUACGCUGUGUAUGGGAUCUUAAGGGAACUGGUGCAGCUCUACCAUCAGAAUUUUAGGUACCUAGCCUCGCCCAUCAACAUAGUGGAAUGGACGCUCUACGCCACGUCAAUAAGGAUGGUUCUCCCAGUCUACCUCGAAGGACGCUGGGACGGUUCGCAAGCCAUCUACGCUGCCCUGGCCCUGCUGACGGCUUGGUUCACCUUGCUCCUCUAUUUCCAGAGGUUCAACAACAUCGGCUUGUACGUCGCCAUGUUCUUGGAGAUCCUGAACACACUGCUGAAGGUGUUCUUCGUGUUCUCCGUUCUCAUCGUGGCGUUCAGUCUGGCGUUUUUCAUCCUUAUGUCUCACGGCGGCCACCUGUCUUUCUCCACCGUGCCCAUGUCGAUGCUCCACACAGUCUCUAUGAUGAUCGGCGAAGUGGAUUUCCUACAGGUGUUUGUCUACCCUUUCUACAGGGAGAGUGAAAGGGGCACUUAUAUCCCCUUCCCUGGGACGACUUUUAGUACGUAA